This is a messenger RNA of Fusarium coffeatum, 768 nucleotides long. RefSeq lists its product as uncharacterized. Gene Ontology annotation, molecular function: GTP binding; GTPase activity. The transcript has a single exon. Bases 1 to 768 code for a protein of 255 amino acids. The record is from RefSeq and is a predicted model, not a curated record. Gene Ontology annotation, biological process: regulation of endocytosis. NCBI's taxonomy places the organism in Eukaryota, Fungi, Ascomycota, Sordariomycetes, Hypocreales, Nectriaceae. Gene Ontology annotation, cellular component: endosome.
AUGUCGUCCACACCUUGGGAUUACAUCGCCAAACUCGUCUGCAUCGGCGACUCAGGAUGCGGCAAGUCUAGUCUCACCAUUCGUCUUUGCGAGGGUCGCUUUUCGCCCCAUCACGACGUCACCAUUGGUGUUGAAUUCGGCUCUCGUAUCGUCCCUGUCGGUCCUCCUCACUCAAAACCCGGUCCUCCUGCCUCUUCAGAAGACGAAGAUAGAGAUCAAGAGGCAGCGGAUGGCCUUCCUGAACCACCUCGGGAAGCAGCCAACACGCCCCAGAAGCAUAUGAAGCUUAGUCUCUGGGACACAGCGGGGCAGGAAACGUACAAGUCUGUCACUCGGUCAUACUUCCGCGGCGCAAGCGGCGCCUUACUCGUCUUCGAUUUGUCCCGCAAGCAGACCUUUCAGCACGUCACCGACUGGCUCAACGAUCUGCGGCAGAUUGCCGAGCCCGAUAUCGUGGUUAUCCUGGUUGGCAACAAGGCCGAUUUGACGCAGCAAGAGGAUAACAAGCGAGAGGUCACACGCGAGGAGGCAGAGGAGUGGGCCAAGCGCAAUGGAGUCAUGGAAUACGUCGAGACGAGCGCCAAGAGCGGCGAAAAUGUCGAAAAAGCUUUCAUGCGCGUCGCCGAGAGGAUAUACAACAACAUCCAGGCUGGCAAAUAUGAUCUCAAUGAUAGAAGAUCUGGCGUCAAGGGUGCAGGGGCCGGUGGAAACCGUCAGGUCAAGCUGGCAGGCGAUGCCAACAAGUCAUCAGGGGGUGGCUGUUGCUAA